AUGAAGAGUUGGCUCGGUGUUCGGUCUGUGGCCGUUUUGGGCGCAGGCCUCCUGCAGCUUGCUAAUGCGCAUAACGCGGAGUGUCCUCAUCCCGCGGAGAUCGUGAUACACCACCCAGCGGAAUAUGUCUGUUGUGGUAAAACUACUUCUACUAUGUAUACUCAGACCACGAUGGAAUGCUCAGGAGUCCCAGCCUACGUGACGCCUGGAGUUCCCAUCCCAGCAGGAAAUUGUGUGACCACUACAAAGUCGUGGGACGGCCCUACGACUGAGACGGUCACGAUUCCUCCUUCUGGCUGGGGCCCAACUACCAAGAUUGUGAAAAUCCCAGGAUGGAGCCCUGACUGCGUCACGACUACUAUGUCCUGGACUGGCACUACGACUAAGACGGUGACAAUUCCCCCCGCUCACAGUAAAGGGCCAAGCACCGUCGUCGUAAAGACUCCUUGCGAUGAAUCUGGAUAUGUUACCAAAACUGCACCCUGGGCCGGAAGUACUGCUACUACUUUCACCGUCCCCCCUCACAAAGGCGAGCCUGGCGCUGUUGUGAUCAAGACGCCUCAUAGCGGAUAUGUCACCAAGACUGUUCCUUGGGGCGGCAGCAAAACAGUCACAUAUACUGUGCCUCCCAAAGGAACUGAUUGCGGCGAAGUGAUCAUAAAGAAUCCUGUCAAGUAUAUUACAGAGACGAUUUAUUGGACUGGUACCAAGACGGAGACGUACACCAUACCGGGCUUUGGAACUAGACCUGGUACUGUUGUCAUAAAGGUGCCUGCUUUGGCUACCUACGGAGAUAAGCCCGUCACUUCGUCGAAACACCAUAAUUCGUACAAGCCAACUUCUCCGCAUGAGACUCAUUCGUCGAGACCGACAUCUUCGCAUCAUACUGGCUGUCUCUACAUCACAUGGAUCUACUUCCUUCAGAACCGAAACUCAGAAGCCAUCAUCGUCGCACGGAAUUUCCUCAUCUCAUAG
Trichoderma gamsii is the source of this 975-nucleotide messenger RNA. RefSeq names its product 60S ribosomal protein L19. Gene Ontology annotation, biological process: cell adhesion. The record is from RefSeq and is a predicted model, not a curated record. The transcript is spliced from 3 exons. NCBI's taxonomy places the organism in Eukaryota, Fungi, Ascomycota, Sordariomycetes, Hypocreales, Hypocreaceae. Bases 1 to 975 code for a protein of 324 amino acids.